AUGUCGGCCAGGCGGAAACUCUCCUUUUCCUCUGAACUUCAAGAUGAAAAGCGCCUUCUUCUAAAAUGCAAAUUACUGGAAGCAUUUGGUGUUGACGUUCAAUGCAGAUCCGGGGUAUGCAUUGGCUCUGCUGGCCACGCGAUUGCAAGCACAGGGAACAGUCAAAGUCGAGGGCGGGGGAGAGGAGCAAAAUCAGAGAAACCCAAGCUUUCCGAAGUUUACACUGCCCUGCGCCAGAGCGGGAUUGGGACUUUGGAGUUUGGAGCUAGCAAGGGACUCGUAGCCCAGACGGAGAUGGUCACCAAAGGGCGAAAAAGUACAGGUAUGGAGAGUGACAGAGGGUCGCUGGUUUCUGAAUCAGAAGAAAUAGAAUCCUGUGACAAACUAGAGCCCAGGCUCAAAGAUGAUUUCUUUUUGGAACCUGAGAAGACAAGGCGUCCCCCUAAGGAGGCAGGAUUCACAGAAAGGUCCAAGACAGCUGCUUCCUCCUCCUCUUCUUCCUCCUCCUCCUCCUCCUCUAACUCCGCCAGCACAUCCUCUGCCGCCUGCAAGAGCGCGGGCAGCGGCGGCGGCGCGGGCGCCGGGAGCGGGGGCGCCAAGAAGGCGAGCUCGGGGCUGCGGCGGCCGGAGAAGCCGCCCUACUCGUACAUCGCGCUGAUCGUCAUGGCCAUCCAGAGCUCGCCCAGCAAGCGCCUGACACUCAGCGAGAUCUACCAGUUCCUGCAGGCGCGCUUCCCCUUCUUCCGCGGCGCCUACCAGGGCUGGAAGAACUCUGUACGCCACAACCUCUCGCUCAACGAGUGUUUCAUCAAGUUGCCCAAGGGCCUCGGGCGGCCUGGCAAGGGUCACUACUGGACCAUCGACCCCGCCAGUGAGUUCAUGUUCGAGGAGGGCUCGUUCCGCCGCCGGCCGCGCGGCUUCAGGCGGAAGUGCCAGGCGCUCAAGCCCAUGUACCACCGCGUGGUGAGUGGCUUGGGUUUCGGAGCCUCACUGCUGCCCCAAAGUUUCGACUUCCAGGCGCCCUCAUCGGCGCCGCUCGGCUGCCACGGGCAAGGAGGCUACGGGGGCCUUGACAUGAUGCCCGCGGGCUACGACGCUGGCGCAGGCACCCCGGGCCACGCGCACCCACACCACCACCACCACCACCACCACCACCACGUCCCGCACAUGUCGCCCAACCCGGGCUCCACCUACAUGGCCAGCUGCCCCGUGCCCGCCGGGCCUGGGAGUGUAGGUGCGGCCGGGGGCGGUGGCGGCAGCGGGGACUACGGCCCAGACAGCAGCAGCAGCCCCGUGCCUUCGUCCCCUGCCAUGGCGAGCGCCAUCGAAUGCCACUCGCCUUACACGAGCCCCGGGGCGCACUGGAGCUCUCCCGGCGCUUCGCCUUACCUCAAGCAGCCGCCCGCCCUGACGCCAAGCAACAACCCGGCGGCAUCGGCAAGCCUGCACUCUAGCAUGUCCUCCUACUCGCUGGAGCAGAGCUACCUGCACCAGAACGCCCGCGAGGAUCUCUCAGUGGGACUGCCUCGAUAUCAGCAUCACUCUACCCCAGUGUGUGACAGAAAAGAUUUCGUCCUCAACUUUAACGGCAUUUCUUCUUUCCAUCCCUCUGCUAGUGGGCCAUAUUAUCACCACCACCACCAUCAGAGCGUCUGUCAGGAUAUUAAGCCCUGCGUCAUGUGAAUGGAGGGAGGAAGGCUGGUCUUUCCUUGUGGGGGGAGGAAUGAACUGAAGUGGACUCACAUAAUGUGCACCCCAAUAGCAGUAAGUAGCACACCAGUCACUUAGAAUCCCCAGGCCAGCAUUGUUCGCGGACACUUGUCUACCAUUGGUAGAAGGACAAGCCCUGGCAUAGUAAUGCCCUAAAUAUGUGCAGGCUCCAAUGAGGGAGAGAGUAAAUGAGAAAUCAGCUUCUUAACAAAGAUGGUAAAAAGUUACCACAUGAAAAACAUAAACAUGUAACUCUGGGAUCUUCAUUACCUUCAGUAAUCAGGGUCUGAAAAACGCAGACAAGAUGUGUGUGUGUUUUUCUUUGUCUAUGAAAAUCUGUGUGCUUUUCGAAAAGGCAGUGCUAAACACAAAAUGUCAAGAAAGCCUCAUCUUGUUGCCUAGUUAAGGAGAGAGUUCUGUUUCACCAAACACUAAGUUUGGAUACAGGUGCCAAAGAACAUUAUUAAGAAAGUAUUUAGAAACAAUGUGUCUAGUUUAAGAAUGUGGUUUUUCUUAUUAUGACAAUACAACGUUCUUUAUAAGGUUGUUUUCUACCACCAUAUUUUAAAGAUAUUUUUAUGAUCUCAUGUAUACUCACACUUUGCUUGUAUUUUAAAAGGAGGAUAUAUUUGCACUUAUGUAUACUUUUACAGUCUGCCAAACAAUUUUGAUGUAAAAUUUUUUCAAUAAAAUAUACAUAACA
Messenger RNA from Pteropus alecto (black flying fox), 2413 nucleotides. It is a transcript of the gene FOXF2, whose product is annotated as forkhead box F2. The transcript is spliced from 4 exons. Gene Ontology annotation, molecular function: DNA-binding transcription factor activity, RNA polymerase II-specific; RNA polymerase II cis-regulatory region sequence-specific DNA binding. The coding region runs from base 1 to 1683 and encodes 560 amino acids. Gene Ontology annotation, cellular component: nucleus. Lineage: Eukaryota; Metazoa; Chordata; Mammalia; Chiroptera; Pteropodidae. Gene Ontology annotation, biological process: animal organ morphogenesis; regulation of transcription by RNA polymerase II. The record is from RefSeq and is a predicted model, not a curated record.